Molecule: messenger RNA, 1539 nt
Organism: Symbiodinium sp. CCMP2592
Lineage: Eukaryota; Dinophyceae; Suessiales; Symbiodiniaceae
Source: the annotation of a GenBank genome assembly
AUGGCGGUUGUGGCUGAGAAGGAGCCUGAGGCUGUUGAGAUGCAGAAGGUUGCGGAGGCUUCGGAUGCUCCUCGCACGAAUGUUGCCGCUGCCUCUUCCACUCCAGAGACUGCGGUGGAGGAAGCGAAGAUUGUCCAGUCCGAGGAGGCCGUGGCUGCGGUGAAGGAAGCGAAGACCGUCCAGUCCGAUGAGGUCGCGGAGGCGAAGCACCCCCAGGAGCCUGCCGAUUCCGCGGAAGCGAAGAAGCCGAAGACUGCGAAGAAGCCCGAGAUGUGUCUCAAUGAGAAGGCCGUGCAGAUGUGCAUCCUCAGUCGACCCAGAUAUUUGUUCAAGUGCAUCCACAUGCUGAUCCAGAUGCCGGCGUCGCAUAAAGAGGCUGCUGUGAGAAAAUUUGCGAAGAUGGACGACCUCUCAAUGAAAUGCGCGCAAUCAUUGCUCCGCGUGCUCGACUUCCUCUGCGACGAGGCUUCGGAUGACUACAUCCUGGAGCUCGAGUCCUGCUUGAACCGCCGUGUGACAGAAUGCCUCCAUGACUUUGAGCAGGCGACGCAUUGCUGGUCAACAUCAUGGGCCAAAGUGUUGUCCGUAACGGUGUCCCGCUUGCAGAAUAAGGCCGACGCGGACUACGAUGCUGAAUCCAUGAUGAAGGUGCUCCCUGCUAUCAAAGCUGUGCUCAAGGCCACCGUGCCCUUGCCUGAUAGGGGAGCAGACGGCAAAGAAGGUCAGGAAGCGGCUUCUAGCAACGUUGACCCCGCGACUGGUGGUGCAAACGCAACCGACCAACCGCCCAGCUUGCAGAGCAUCUACGACAUCGAUGCUGUGGGGUCCAGCGGGACAACCGUCCUGGAUAUCAUGUCCAUCCAAUCGCAGGUGGAAGCCCAUCUGAUGCUUUGGGCAGGGCAGAAGUCCUCUGCGGAGCUGCUGCGCAUCAUGGUCGCGGAUCAGAAGAGCAACGUCAUGAUCAAGAUGCAGAACCUGGAGCCCACACUGGGUGGGGCGAAAAUCUUCGCCUUCGGACGUGUGAGCACGGAGCGAAGUGUGAAGUCCGUGAAGGUCGCAUCGGCGACUUUCGGAACGCUAGACAUCGACUUUUGGAUGAGCGGAGACGGAUAUAACCGAGCCACAUCUUUGUGCCCGUGCGCGGUGUGGCUUGUCAAACCGGGCUACGACUUGAAACGAGCGAUGUUUGAUUGCAUCUACGAUGAAGAUGUCAUCGAGUUUCCGGACUCGCCGGAAGCCCAGACUUUAGACCUUACUCACGUUCACAUGCGCUAUCAUUACAUUGAGCUGCGCACGCAGGCAGGUACGGCGAUUGAGACGCUAGUGCAGAAGGGCACGGACCCAGACACCUCGCUUCUUUGCACACGUGCCUGGAUGGCUCAUGAGAAGGAUCCCAAGCACAAACUCGGGGGUGGCUCGAACCCCCCGUGGAAGAAGGUGGCUUCUCCGGAUGAGCCGAUGAAAGCAGAGCCAUCAGCUGAUGAAAAGCUGUUGAUGGACAUCAAUGCUCCACGCCAUUGUGCCCAUUUGCUGAAGUGA